CCUUUUCGUUAUUCAAAUUCAAACCCAAGGGCAAUAACGUCUUUUAAUUCCCUUUCAGUUAACCUCCUCUUUUAGGCUCCGUUUCUCAACGGAAUGACCGCCCGACGAAUCUGAACUCUGAGAGGUGAGAAGAUCAUCAACUCCCAAAUCGCGAUGGGAGAUUCGGACGUGGCGUACACGGAUAUAAUACUGAACACGGCGAAGGAAGCAGUGGUGAGAGUAAUGGUGUCGGAGAAAAGAGCGGCGUUGUUUCAGCACCAACUGAAUUGUUCCAAGGAGGAGUCGCUUCGUUUGCUUCUUCGCUUGAAACACAUGAUCGACGCCAAGACAUUUGAAGCAGAGACAACAUCCUUUAAUCAGAAGAGAAAGAUCGAUGAGCUUGAAGCACAGCUCCAUGAAGCAGAGGAUAUCAUAACAGAUCUUAGAGUGGAAUUAUAUUGUCUACGGGAUAAGCUGGAGAGAGCCAAGAACACUAGGGUGCAGCCAUUAAGUUGGCAAAUCACCAGUGAAGAUGCAUAUUCUCUAAAAGAUCCAACAACUGAGCGCACUGUACAAUCUCCUUUAAAUUCAGGAUAUAUGACUGUCACAGAAUCUGACAUGAGGAACAAUGGAUUGAAUCAGGGAUAUCCUGGUAAUAGAUGCUGCAAUGCUGCAAAGCAAAUCGAUCAACCUAAAUUUUAUAAUGUUGAGACUUAUUGUCCUCGUAACUUUGACUUGGCCACUGUACUUAUGACAAGCAAGAAGCCAAGUUGUAUAGAAAUGGUUAUACAUGUAACGUCCCCAAUCCCACAUUGAAAGAAUGUGUGAAUACGAUAUGAUGUAUAAGUUGAGAUUUAAUCCCAAACUUAUGAGGCGUUUUUUGUGGGACAAAACCGUGAGACUUCGAGUUAAAAGCGGACAAUAUUUCAUAGGUUAGACGUGGGUCUCCACAAAUAAUAUUAAAGUGAUCACCAGUCGGUGAAAACUAUGUGUUACAUGGUGGGGAGCCACCUCUAGAAUCUUAACGUCUAGUGUGAUUUUAGCCUUGUGGUUAGGACGUCAGGGGUGGGAAGAUUGUAACACCCUCAAUUCAACAUUAAAAGAAUGUAUAGAUAUGAUAUAAUAUAUAAGUUGAGAUCUAAACCUAAACCUAUGAGGCUUCUAAUGUUUGGUGUGAUCUUGGUUUUAUGGUUAAAUUCGGUUUAACAAGGACGUCAAGCUUCACUCUCAAUCCAACA
This is a messenger RNA of Durio zibethinus, 1217 nucleotides long. Lineage: Eukaryota; Viridiplantae; Streptophyta; Magnoliopsida; Malvales; Malvaceae. The record is from RefSeq and is a predicted model, not a curated record.